Molecule: messenger RNA, 1725 nt
Organism: Fusarium tjaetaba
Lineage: Eukaryota; Fungi; Ascomycota; Sordariomycetes; Hypocreales; Nectriaceae
Product: transcriptional regulatory
Exons: 7
Coding region: 1-1725 (574 amino acids)
Biological process (GO): DNA-templated transcription
Molecular function (GO): DNA binding; zinc ion binding
Source: RefSeq, a predicted model, not a curated record
AUGGCUCAAGAAACUGACAAUGCAAAACCAUCGACUUCUACGCCUGCUUCAGCAUCCGCACCCACGCGCCCAAAAGAGACACUUUCCCUUUCUCCAGCUGGUUCUUCCGAGCCCAGUGUAUACGAUGUAGCCCCAUCUCCUGGCGGCGCAUUGUACGAGGGAACGUCGUCAUUUCUUCAGCAAUCCGUCCAGGCUAGCCAAGAGGUUCAACGCUCUGCAGCUGCAGAGAGUCCUGAAGCAGCACAGACAAUCAGCGAAUCAUUCAACCAAUUGAACUCUAUCUUCAAGAGCCAUAAUGAUAGGAAAUUGCCCUUCGCUGCCUCGACUCGUUCCAUGCCAGAAAUUACACCUCUACCGGCUUCAGUUGUCCUUACUAUUCUACGCAAGAUCAAGGGUACUAAUCCUACCCGAUUCUUUCCUGGCCAAGCCCUCACUGACGUGCGUCUCAUUGAGCACCUGUGCCAAAAGGUCUACUUCCCAACGGAACCAGUAACUCUUGGGCAUAUUACAAGCGUCAAUGGUAUCAUGCGGCUACUGCUCCGCGAAUUCAUCAUCACAAAGGAUAGCCUAGGUGAAGAGCAUAACCUGGAGGAACUCAAAGCGCAGGCUGAGCGAAACUUCGACCAAGGUCUUCAAACCUUUGAGCUUAUGACGGUGCCCAGUUUUGAGAAUAUUCUGGCUAUCACAGCCGCGGUUCUCAAGAUUCAGAACGAAGCCGCUCCUGUCCUGGCCCGUUCGUUAGUCAACGCAGGCCUCAGUCACUGCCAGAUGAUGGGCUACCAUCGAGAGGUAACCUAUCAAAAAGACCAAAGUGGCUUCGCUGAUAACAAGCGUCGGCUCUUCUGGACGCUUUAUGUCUUUGACAAGACAAACUCUCUCCAUUUUGGCAACGCCUCGAGGAUCCAGGACUUUGAAGUUGACGCACAUUAUCCCACUAUACAGGAUGACCCGGCUGAGAAGCCUUGGACUGAACUUUUUAUACUAGCCGUUAGGUUAGCCAAGAUCCAGGGUUUGAUAUUUGAUAAGCUUUAUUCUGUUUCUGGCCUACAGUCCCCUGCUGUAGAUCGCAGACAAUGGAUUGAUGCAUUGGUUACUGACAUGCAUCAAUGGCGAUACGAUUUGGAUCAUAUGGAUGGAAGUACAGUGCGCUUUGCAGAGAUUCUGAAGCUUUCAAAGACCCAUUGGGACAUCAUGUACUACUCAACUCUAACCAUUCUGUUACGAGCUCCGGCAAUGCCAGGAGUAGGCUACGGUGGCGACAAGAUGCUCUCGAAAGCAGACUACAUCGACUGGGCUCUUCACAACUCAUCAUUCACACCUUUUGUCGUCAUAUUUCUGCACUCGAUAGCGGCAUCUAGUCUUGAAGACGUAGAGCUUCUCGAGCAAGUAGUCACCACGUUUCGGAGCGCCCGAGAUAUCAACAUUGGGGCUGAGAAGCUCUAUCAAAUCUGUUCUACCUUUGCACGACUUGCCCGUCGAAUGGCCGAAUCUCGAAACACAUCAGUGGGAAUGUACGAUCAGAACAAUGAUACACUCCAGGUGGCUGGUGUUUCCGAAAAUGAUCCCUUGACUUGGACAGAUAUGGCUAUUCAACCUGCGGAACAGCAGGCUGGUACUGAUGGUUUUGCGGACUUUCUCACUGAUGACAUGACUAACAUAUUGGCUGAUUGGAUCAACGGACAACCCCCAUCAUCUGACAUGUUUGCUAUGGAUUUCGGGGAGUGA